GCAGCCAGCACCGGAAGCACAGUGGCAGGCGUCUCCUCCUUAUAGUGUCCUUGGUGAGGGGAGAUCUUGUGCUUCUGCUGUCGAAGUGAUGAUUGUUUGAAAUACUUUACUUCUGCUGGAACUCUCUCACUUUACCAAGAGGGUAGAAAUCGACCUGGGGGUAAACUGACACCAAUGAACGGGUUGGGAGAUAGCUCUUAUGCUGGCGUUCUGCCGGGGUCUCCUCAUACUGUUGUCUGCUUCCUUCUGCUCCACACCUACGCUACCAGCAUUGUUUUAAAUCCCUUUUAAACCUGCCCCACCACAGUUCCCAUUAUGUAUGAUCGGGCUCCUCGCCUGCUGAGAUUGGCAGAAGGUGGUAGCACAGACGAGCAUGUGGGUCCUGGAUCUUACCAGGUACCUUUCCUGAAGAAGCAAGCAACAGGUGGCUAUGCACCCUUUCUUUCUUUGGCUGCCAGAGAAAGUACUUUUACUCUUGCCUCUAACAUUGAGAAAGUUGCUCCAGGCCCAGGAUAUUAUAAUAUUUCAAAAACACAGUAUAAUGUAAAAGGAGGCCAUAGUCUACAAAAUCGGGAGAUACGUUUUCAGAAGUUUAUUUCAGAUAGUCCAGGACCAGCAAGCUAUGAUCAACCUUAUCUUGGACCAUUAGGUACCAUGAACAGAAAAGUGCUAGAGACAAAAGAACAUCUUCAAUCAAAAAUUUCAAGGGCACUUACAAUCUCCAGAAGAUUUGAAGUUCCUUCAAUUCCUUCUUGUGGACAGUCAUAUGGUUAUGAUAUAAAGGAGGAUGGAAGUAUAAAAAAACAUUUUCCAGCUGAUAGUGACAGCACUCUAGGGCCGGCAUACUAUAAACCUCACUUUAAUUUUUCCAAUGCAACUUUGAGAUACAAAGGAAUACAUUUUGGCAAUUCUUUAGGAAGAUUGCAAUUGCCUGUAAAGACAUGGCCUGGUCCUGGACACUAUGACAUAGUCCUGAAAAAGGUACCACAUUAUGAAAACAUUAACAUCAAGAAAGAGGAAAGGCAAAAUUAUUGCUCUUAUCUCCCACGAUUUUUUGAAGCAAUAAUAUUGCAGGAAGAAAAAAAAAGUGUACCAGGUCCUGGAAAAUAUGACAUUAAAAGCCAAUUUCAGCAGACUGAAAAUUUGAAACCAACUGCAAAUAAUGUAUCAGCUGCUUUUCUUUCUCAAUCCCAGAGAUUUAUACCCAUAAAGUCUAUCACUCCAGCCCCAGGCACAUAUAAUGAAUAUCAAACUGCUUUCAAGUCAUUGAAGAAAACAUCAGCACUGAAAAAUACCCCAUUUGGUCAAAGUGCUGCUCGAUUCAUACAGGACUCCAGGACAGAGGAAAUGCCAGGUCCUGGAUUUUAUAAUAUAAAUAAUACUGUAACUGACAACUUAAGUAAUACCUUCCUGAAGAAACAAGAGAAAGGUGCAUUUGGGUCUUGUGUUCCUAGGACUUUUUCUAUGUUUCAGAAAGAAACAUUCACUACCCCUGGACCUGCUGAGUAUCAGGUCAGCAGAAUUUCUGAUGAACUACCUAACUUGACUAACCAAUAUGCUGCUUUCCUGUCAACAACAGAAAGAAAUACUAAGUUGUCAGAUAUGGAAAUUCCAGCACCAGGCAGCUAUGAUGUUCAAAAAUCAUAUGAGAUGUCCCAAGUGAAACAUAACUACAUGCCACCCCGUAAUUUUGUGGCUAGAAUAAAACAUUCUUCUUUUCUUAGCACAACUCCUCGGUGUUUAGUCAAAGUGAUUGAUGGGCCAGGGCCUGCAACAUACAACCCCAUUUUAUGGAAAACUUGUUCUAUACCCUUAUUUGUUAAAACAUCAAAACGUUUCAAAGAGUCCAAAGAGAUAACACCUGGUCCAGCAACCUAUGAGCUCAGUCCAUUUUUAAGACAUUCUGUUCUGAAGAAAACAUUUAAUGUCACUCUGCAAAAUCCUUUCCUGAACAAAGACACUUCUGCUAUAGAGCAAAGAACAAAAAAAGUGCUCAGAAAGCAAAUUUGAAUCUACUAGAUGGUAUGUUUGUUUGUCCUUACUGAAAUAUCUGGUUGUCACAUGUUUUACAAACCAUAAAUUAAGUAUCAUACAGAAUCUCUGGUUCAGAUAACAUAAUUUCUAUAACUUCAAAGCAAUAUAUCUAUAACCAUUAUGUGGCGAUUAGUUAUG
This is a messenger RNA of Talpa occidentalis (Iberian mole), 2172 nucleotides long. It is a transcript of the gene STPG2, whose product is annotated as sperm tail PG-rich repeat containing 2. The record is from RefSeq and is a predicted model, not a curated record. The coding region runs from base 316 to 2010 and encodes 564 amino acids. Lineage: Eukaryota; Metazoa; Chordata; Mammalia; Eulipotyphla; Talpidae. The transcript is spliced from 13 exons.